ACACAGACAUGCUGAAAUUUCAAGAAACUGCUAAGCAUGUGGCUGCUGCCAGGCUUCAUCCUGCUUGCUCAGGUGCUGUGGUUGCAAGGAGGUACAGCUUUGUGAGGAAACUUGGCAGUGGAAGCUUUGGAAAUGUCUAUCUGGUCUCUGACAGAAGGGCAAAGCAAGGAGAAGAAUUAAAGGUUCUAAAGGAAAUCUCAGUGGGAGGCCUCAAGCCUGAUGAAACAGUUGAAGCCAACCUGGAAGCAGAGCUGCUCUCCAGGUUGGAGCAUCCUGCCAUCCUGAAAUUCCACACGAGCUUCUUGGAGCAGGACAGCUUCUGCAUUGUCACUGAGUACUGUGAGGGUGGAGAUCUGGACUCUAAAAUUCAAGAGUACAAAGAAUCUGGGAAGAUAUUCCCUCAGAGGCAGAUCCUGGACUGGUUUAUACAGCUGUUACUUGGAGUCAGCUACAUGCAUGAGAGGAGGAUUCUUCACAGGGAUCUGAAAGCCAAGAACAUCUUCAUGAAAAACAAUCUCCUGAAGAUUGGGGACUUUGGAGUUUCUUGUCUCUUGCUGGGCUCCUGUGACCUGGCAACCACAUUCACUGGCACACCUUACUACAUGAGUCCAGAGGCACUCAAGCACCAGGGCUACAACACAAAGUCUGACAUCUGUAUGCUGAACAAGAAUCCUGCCCUCAGGCCAGCAGCUGCAGACAUCCUCCAAAUGCCUUACAUUGAGGAGCAGCUCAAGUGCAAGUUCCCAGACCUGGCUGUGCAAGACAAGGCACUGGGCUGGCAGAAAGGAGCUGCUCCCAUUUCUGUGCAGAGGAAGGUUCACCUGCAGACGCUGCAGGAGCUCUCUGAAGUGCAGAAGAUGACCCCACGGGAGAGAAUGAGGCUGAGGAAGGUCAAUGCUGCAGAUGAGAAGGCAAAGAAGCUGAAACAGCUGACAGAAGAGAAAUACCAAGAAAAGAUCAAAAGAAGGCAGGAGCUGAGGACCCAGAGCUGCCAGCAGCUGAGCCCAGGAGCCCUGCAGGGCUCUGAGGAGCAGAGUUCAGCAGCCCUGCCUGAUGCCCCCCCAGCUCCUGCCUGUGGCUCCGUGUCCAGAGGCUGUGGUGAGGCAGGUGGAGAGGAGCCAGCUCAGCUCUGCAUGGCUGACCCCACACACCAUGAGAUCCCUGAAGACCCAGAAACUGCAGAAGAAUAUUACAAGGCUGAGUUUGACUCCUGUUCAGAAGGCAGUGAGGAGGAGGAGGAGGAUGUGGAAGCCUCCCAGAGCCUGAGUAAGGCAGAGCAGCAGGACAGUGACAUUGAGGAAGUUGUCAGGUGUUUGGAGAGUGUCCUGGACAGCAGCCUGCCAGGCUCGGGGACUGGCAGCAGAGUGGCUCCAGGAGCACCCCCGGGGCUCGGAGCGUUCAACAGCACCAUGGCUGAGGCCAAGCUGAAGCACAUGAGGGACCGCGCCGUCGGGAAGCUGGGAGCCGAAGCCUUCGAGGCUGUGUACAGCUGCCUCAAGCAAGCCAGGCAGCAGGGGGCCAGCGAGGAGCAGCUCAGGGGCCGCCUGGAGAAGCUGGCUGCUAGGACAAGUGACUGCUUCGAAGUGGAUCAGCUGCUCUACUUGGAGGAGCAGCUGCAUGCCGCAGGAGGGUGCCUGCAGCUGUAG
This is a messenger RNA of Dryobates pubescens (Downy woodpecker), 1646 nucleotides long. RefSeq names its product NIMA related kinase 11 (gene NEK11). NCBI's taxonomy places the organism in Eukaryota, Metazoa, Chordata, Aves, Piciformes, Picidae. The record is from RefSeq and is a predicted model, not a curated record. The transcript is spliced from 14 exons. Gene Ontology annotation, biological process: protein phosphorylation. The coding region runs from base 9 to 1646 and encodes 545 amino acids. Gene Ontology annotation, molecular function: protein kinase activity; ATP binding.